Messenger RNA from Owenia fusiformis, 2281 nucleotides. The record is from the annotation of a GenBank genome assembly. NCBI's taxonomy places the organism in Eukaryota, Metazoa, Annelida, Polychaeta, Sabellida, Oweniidae.
GUUUGCCCGCGAUUUGUUUAUUAUCAAACAUUACUUUGAAAGUGGUAAGUUAGCGAAGAAUUGAUAGUGAUUGCAGAAGAUUUUACUAAAAAAAGGAAUUAACUGAAAUUCAGGAAUCUCGUCAAUUAGCGUCAACAGAUUUGCCUUCAGUGGCAAAUUUUUGGAGUUUAAUUUUUAAGACUUUUAACCAGUUGGUUUUGGAUUGUGCUAGGGUAUCUUGCGGUAUCCUAGCUAAAAUGUUAAAUGUUAAGAAAAAUUUAGGACUUGGAAAAGACGUUGUUGAUAAUACAAUAGUGGUAGUGAUUGCUAAUGAUACUAUAACGCAAUGUAGGAACAAUCAAACCUUAUAUGGAACAUUUGCGGAAUUCUCAGAAAAAAUCCCUGAGAAUGUUCUCGCUGAAAAACCUCCACUGGAUGGACUGCCAAAACAGACAAAUUUGGAUGUACAUAGGAAGUUAAGAUCUGAAGAAAAGCGCCACAGAUACAAGUUUUUUAUGCUCAUAUUGACGUUCUUUGCAUAUACAAGCUACCAUUUGUCCAGAAAGCCCAUCAGUGUUGUCAAGCCAGUAUUGCACAAGAACUGCUCAACAGCUAGGCCAAUAAAUGUCACCAAAAAUCAUAUCGAGAACAUCACAACUGACUGUGGAUAUGCACCUUUCGAUGGCAAAAGUUACGAGGAAAUGCUUGGUAGCCUGGACUAUGCCUACCUCUUUGCUUAUGCAGUUGGCAUGUUUCUCAGUGGCCAUAUCGCGGAGAGAGUCAAUCUCCGCUAUUUCCUGACAGGCGGCAUGUUAUUGAGCGGAAUUUUCACGAUGAUGUUUGGGUUUGCAAGAUAUUGGAAGAUACACAGUUUUACAUAUUUCAUUGCAAUGCAGAUUAUAUGUGGUGCUUUCCAGUCCACUGGCUGGCCCAGUGUUGUAACAGUUGUAGGAAAUUGGUUCGGCAAGGGCCGACGUGGUUUUAUAAUGGGAGUCUGGAACUCACAUACCUCAGUGGGAAAUAUACUUGGCUCAUUGAUAGCUGGGGUCUUCGUCAAUGACAAUUGGGGACUCUCAUUCAUUGUGCCAGGGAUUAUCAUAUCUACAAUGGGAAUUGUAGUCUUCUUCUUUUUAGUGCCAAAACCAGAGGAUAUAGGCUGUGAUUUACCAGAUCAAAGUGGCGGGGAGGAAAAUAAUUACAGGGUCCCUCCAGAUCAUAUUGAGCGUGAACACUAUUACGAGUCUCUCAAUCAAAAUGCUGAUGAUGACGAUGAAGAGCCGCUAGUAAACAGUGAACAAGGACUCGUGAAGAAGGAAAAAGCAAUCAGUUUUUUCAAUGCUUUAAAAAUACCUGGUGUUAUAGAGUUUGCUCUGUGCCUUUUCUUUGCCAAACUGGUUAGCUAUACAUUCCUGUUCUGGUUGCCUAGUUACAUAAAACACACAAUGCACACUGACCCUGAAGUAGCUGCUGAUUAUUCUACUUUGUUUGACGUGGGUGGAAUAGUAGGGGGUAUUUUGGCUGGUGUGGUAUCAGAUUUGACUGGAGCGAAAGCCACAACCUGUGUAGUAAUGUUAGCAUUUGCAGCACCUGCCAUGUUUAUUUAUGAGACAUAUGCUAGUGUUAGUAAUUUAGCAAACAUUCUGCUACUGCUGAUCACAGGUAGCCUGGUUAAUGGUCCAUAUGCUCUCAUCACGACGGCUGUUUCAGCUGACCUUGGAACGCACCAAAGUUUACGUGGAAAUUCACAUGCCCUAGCAACUGUCACUGCAAUUAUAGAUGGCACUGGCUCAAUGGGUGCCGCUUUAGGGCCCCUUCUAACAGGCCUAAUCAACCCAACAGGAUGGCAUAAUGUCUUCUAUAUGUUAAUAGCUGCAGAUAUUGCUGCACUUUUGUUGCUGCUGAGAUUACUAUAUAAAGAAUUUCAGGCCAAAUGUUGCCCAAGGGAGUCUGCACCUUAAGUCAUGAAAAUUGGUCACUAUGGAAACUGGCUACCUUCACAUUCUCCUUGGUGAUGGCUGAACUUUCGGGCGAUCUCUGAGUAAAAAUGGAAUCUAUGUGAUGUUAUAUGUUUUUUUUGAAACUUUUGUGAUUCACUAACUUCCAUCCAAGGUGCUUUACCGACUAUAAUGUAUAAUUUUUUGUCAUGAUGAACAAAUUUCAUUUUUUCAUUUUGGAUUAUGUGCAUGUCUAGUGGACUUGAAAAUGUACCAUUUUUCUGAGAUCAUUUAUAUGUCCCCUUCCGGUUCAAUAUCCUUCUUUAGAUGGGAAUCAUAUAUUAUGGGGAAAAAUUGUAAAUUUGACC